Molecule: messenger RNA, 4952 nt
Organism: Stegostoma tigrinum
Lineage: Eukaryota; Metazoa; Chordata; Chondrichthyes; Orectolobiformes; Stegostomatidae
Gene: znf385c
Product: zinc finger protein 385C
Exons: 11
Coding region: 922-2421 (499 amino acids)
Cellular component (GO): nucleus
Molecular function (GO): zinc ion binding; nucleic acid binding
Source: RefSeq, a predicted model, not a curated record
GCUGUCGACCUCGUUAUACACUUAAAUGCAUUUCGCAUGAUGUACAUUAUAGGUGUUAUUUCUUCCUAUAAAGGAGAGAAUGUCUUGGGAAUAUUUGGUUGUAUUCUGAAGCAAUGUAGCGGAGGCGAUGUAAAUAACCCUGUUUUGUGAAUCUCGGUUUUCCUGUACGCAAAAGUUUCACUGCAGGGAAAUUGCAUUUCAUUAAAGAGUUUCUAAAAUUGGUUCAAAUCAUGGAAGCCUUGGGGGAUAGUGAGGGAUGUCAUCGCAUUUCAAACAGCGAAGCAACUGGAAACGGUGAACACUUUUUUUUGCUUUCUGUUGUCGAACCAGUUUUCUGAAAUACGUCUUUUGGUGAAAUAUCUUUCACACAUCACAACUGCUACCUAAGGCGCACCUCUUGUUUUUCUCAAAUAAAAGUAUCUUCGAACUGAGAAGGAGCUCGUUUAUUUGGAGGCUUCUUGCCCCCUCUGAGCCUAUUUAUCUCUGUGACUUGUGUUGAGACCAGUUGUGGUAAUAAGAGAGACCCCUAUAAGGGCGUACAGAUAUACACUUUGGUGAUAAUUUUGAUGACAUGUUUACCAUUAUGAAAAUGACAUACCAACUUUGAGUUGUUGACGUUUUUAACACGCCUUCUUCCAGGGAAUUAUGUUAGCGAUAUCUAUAUCACAUGUAACGAUCAAUAAUGUGAAUGAUGGAGCAAACAGAAGAAGUGAAGGAUAGAGGCAUUAUGGACUCAACCCCCAGUAACCUUGAUGGGAGAUCCAGAAGAAAUGCAGGGAUAUAGAAGGAGCUCAAAGAGAGAAAAUAAACUCUUAAUACAUACGGGCCAAAAAGGAGCACAAGCUCCUGGGAAACACCAAAUCUGACAACUGGAACAGAGACAGCACAGAUUUCGAUACCGUUAAGGAAGAAACCUCGGGUAUGAAACGGCCAUUAAAUCCUCCUGUACCUCCUGAAAGUGGAGACGCAGAUCCUUCCUUGGUGAAUGAUGACGCCACAGAAUUACAAUCUGUCGUCACGGACAGCACGCAGAAGCGGGAAAAGAAACUGCAGACUUUCACUCUUUGUGGGGUAUGUAACAUCCAACUCAACUCUGCUGCCCAGGCCCAGAUCCACUACAAUGGAAAAUCCCACCAAAAACGGCUAAAAAAGCUUCAUAAUGGAAAAAUGCCCACCAGCCAAGGUACCACAGGCCAAAACAAUAGCAUGCUAGCAUCCCUGCAGCUACAAGGAAGAGCCAUGCAGCCAGCUCUCGAUAUGAAACACUUACUACCCUUUCGGCUAAACAACCCCUCUCCUGUUGGAUUAUUUCCCAACUUCAACGCAAUGGAUCCAGUCCAAAAGGCAGUAAUAAAUCAUACAUUUGGCGUUACAUUGCCACCUAAAAAGAAGCAAGUAAUCUCUUGCAAUGUCUGCCAUCUCAGAUUCAACUCUGAGAACCAGGCUGAGGCACACUACAAGGGCCAUAAACACGCCCGAAAGCUCAAAGCUCUGGAGGCCCUGAAAAAUAAGCAGAAAACCACAGCAGCCAAGGACGAUGACGUGACGCAAUCAGUUCACAACCCAGACGACACCACGAGCGAUGCAGAGAAAACAGAGGAUUGUCCGACCACACCAACGGGUGAGAAAACAAAAGGUAAUUCUACCUCACUGGUCCAAGUAUCAAAAGUAUUUCUGGUGGAAAAUGCUGGCAGCAAGAUGUCCACUUUUUCCUGCUCUGAAGCUACGAAUGGCAGGUCGGAAAAUGACAUUGCAACCUCAGUCGUGCACACUGCAGAGAUCGUUCGAAGCGAGGGCACCGACAGUGUUGGCUCAGCGCCUGAAAGUGAGAAGGACGGAGAGAAAAUGAAACAGCAGCUUUACUGCGCAGUUUGCAAAGUGACAGUGAACUCCGCAUCACAGCUCGAGGCACACAACAAUGGGUCCAAGCAUAAGUCAAUGCUGCAGGGACAGAACAGUCACAGCAGAAGAAGCAGACUGAGACUCUUCCCACGGACUUUGUACAAAACUAAACGCAUUGGUAACAAAGGGAGCAUCGGUCUACAGAGCAAGGCUUUUCACUGUAAUAUCUGUGAGAUAUAUGUUAACUCUGAAACACAACUCAAACAGCAUAUGACUAGUAGAAGACAUAAGGAGAGACUUACAGGAAAACCAUCUAAGCCCAAAUACAGUCCUUAUACCAAGCUUCAACAGACUGCGGUGUUGGCGACAAAGAUGGCUUUUCAGAAGCACCUCACAAAACCAUUGGCAGCUGGCUUUUUACCAAAUCCUCUAACAGCAGCUGCUGUCUGUGCGAUGCCAAACCUUACUCUUCGACCGACUACACUCUUCCAGACACCAUUCCUCGGACCAGCCUUCUUCAGAGCCACUCCAGGUCCUCUGAGGGCAACACAUACACCAUUUCUCUUUGCACCAUAUUGACUUCAGGGUUCAAAUCAUUACAGACAUUUUGGAAACUAAAAGGGAACUAUGCAGUCAUAAAUGUGAACAUUAUAAGUUAUGCAUGGCAGAACUCUGCCUCCUUGCUUAAACAUCUAUUGUCGGCAGUUUUAUACUGCAAAUGUAUUUAGAUGAACUUCAUAUCAAGAAAAUAUGGUUUCAGUUACAAAGACAAUUACAGAAAUGAUUUAAAUGUGCGUAGAUUUCUGGUAGAACCAUGGGUUACCAGGUCUAUUUUGCACAAUAUUUUUGUGAGUUCUUUAACAUGUGUCAGUUGCUAGUAAUGAUAUUAAGUGCGAGGGUGUUUUUUUUUAUACAGAAAAUGAAUCAAAAAUAUGAAAGAAAGAACACUGAAGAAAAAUGAUUUUGAAGCCAAAACGGUUGAUGAAAAAUCAAAUAGCACAUCACACGGCGCACUGCUGUCCAAAGAAGAAAACAUGAAGGGAUAGCAGAAGAGUGGCCCUAGCUCAUUGCCUCAGUUGGAUAGUUAACAUGGAGAAAAUGAAAUGUCAACCCCAUUUUAGUUAAGGGUGCCUAUUUAAUCUAGAGGUUCAGGAGGCAAUUUGAACCCAAUGUGAAGAAGUACAAAAUUGCAGCUAACUUUCCUGUACGCAACCCUCGUUCAACAGUUAUCAUCGUCCGUCGUACAACAAGCUCCAUAAAUGUCAAGGCCAUGAGGCUGGAAGUGGAUGGAUCUGAAAUGUUUCAAAGCAUUAGCUGAUUUGAUCCUAAUUGGGAUAAUGAGCACACUGUCUCUAUGAACUGAGUUCAUUGCUAAUUGCUUUCGAAGAGCUAAUAAGAAAAUACUGGCGAAAGACUGGAUUAGAAAACCAUAUAUGUUCCAACAAUUCAGAGUGAUAGGUUACCACCAUUUUUAAUAAAUUCUAUUUAAAACACCUUGAUAACAUUCAAAGCGAAUUAUUUGCUUCAGGCAUUAUUUUAUGGUUUCUAUCACACACAAGCCAUUUAGUUUUUUGGCAAAGUUCAGAGUUUGUGUUUUAAUAAUCAAUGUUUUCAAAACCUUGCCUCCAUAGAGGCCCAUAUUUUAUACUUAAAAGCGCCAAUAUUUUGAAGGGACGCAUUUAGUAGAUUUGAGAUUUAGUAAAACACUUCAGAUAAUGACUUGUAAUAAUGGCAGUUGUGUAAGCAAAGUGACAUUAAAUCCGAAGCAAACUAUUUUUAGUUAGACCAAAAAUCAUCAUUGGACAUUCACAAGUUUUUCCACAAAUAGGUUCAUUUGUUUGAGGUUUCGAAUUUGGUUUAGACACAUCAAGUCACCAGAAAGGCCAGCGAGGAUUUUAACAUACACAUUUCACCAAAGGAAGUAGUGUUUUAUUAGUCUAAUGUGGUCUUCCAGCCAAUGCUAGUUUCUGGAUUAGGGGAAGUGUGGAUUCAUUGGAAACAGCUGCCACUCCAUCAACCUAACAAUAUUGCCUCUGAAGUUAUGGAUCUGUUUGUCUAACCUCAUUUUGCUUGGCUUAGUGCAGAUGCAGAGAAAUUCACUUUUGUUAAAUAUUUUGUUAAAAUAUUUUCAUAGAUAUUUUUGUGCUUUUUACUACGUAGCUUAUGUAGGCUGAGACAUUAGCCUUACUGAGGUCUGUUACGCAAAGCAAUUUUUUUUUCUGACAGCCUCCACUAUUGAUUUCUAAAAUUAUUGUUUUGUUGCAAGAAUAUGACUGUGCUAGAUGGGGGACCCCUUUGGAUGUAGUGGUAGUGCCCCUAUCUCUGAGCCAGGAGUCCUGGGUUCAAUUCAUAUCCUGUUCUAGAAGCUUGUAAUAACAUCCGUGAACAGGUUGAUUAGAGCCUAUCUGCAACUGUGCUUGGGCUGUUGGGGUAGUGUCCCUGCCUCUGAGCCAGAGAGACUCAGGUUCAAGUCCCAUCUACUGCAGAAAUGUCAUAACAUCUCUGAACAGGCUGAUUACAAAUGUGCUUUAUACAUGAAAAGCUAGUUGGUUUCACAGCUGUCAUUGUUAUAAUCUUGUCUUUGUGUAAAACAUGCAAAAGGAGUGGUGUGUCAAAUGAGUGGGCUAAGCACCAUCCUUUCCGUACCUUCUCGUCAGCUGUUUUAACUGAACACUGUCCCACUGCUCCGGAUUUCUUGCGAUUUUCCUAAUGUGAGAUUGAAACAAACAAACACUGUGAAUAUCAUCCUCAUUAUCUCAGACUUCCCACUGUGAAUAUCAUUUUACCAAAAACUUCAAAAUGUCCUUGGUCACUGGGUGAUAUGUCUUUUGUGUCUGUAUGUUGUUAACUGUCUGGAAUCAUGUGACUACACACCGCCAUUUGGUUAGAGAACAAUCCAGGAUUGCGGAUAAAUCCUCUCAUGUUCUCUUUGGGCUGUCACUUCUGUGAUAUUUACAAAUACAGUCACUGCUGAAAAGUAUUUUGAUAAUAGCUAUUUUUCUGUCAAUGUCGGCUGCCACCCGUCCAUCAAUCCCCCUGGAAACGCUCUUAUCAUAUAGAUGAGUGAACACUCGGUUGGAAAUGUAACAUUUCAAAUUUAAUAAAUCAAA